Sphaerodactylus townsendi is the source of this 1579-nucleotide messenger RNA. RefSeq names its product CD99 molecule (Xg blood group) (gene CD99). The coding region runs from base 135 to 620 and encodes 161 amino acids. Gene Ontology annotation, biological process: positive regulation of neutrophil extravasation; T cell extravasation; homotypic cell-cell adhesion. The transcript has 9 exons. The record is from RefSeq and is a predicted model, not a curated record. Lineage: Eukaryota; Metazoa; Chordata; Lepidosauria; Squamata; Sphaerodactylidae.
ACAGGGGGUCGCGGGCUGCCGCCGCUUUCCAUACUAGGGCUAAAAAGGCGUGCAGAGGGUCUCCAAAGUCGUUUGCGAGAGAACCUUUCUGAACCGUUUGGGACGAAAAGCGCUCCUCUGACACCCACGGGACCAUGCAGCGGGUCGCCCUUUCCGUCUGUUUGGCUUUUGUGCUGCUGGCGGCCCAUUGCGCAGAAACGACACCUACGAAGAACCCAGCUACAAAACCCCAAAAGCCGCCACCUGAUGAUACUGGAUUUGACUUAUCGGACGCUCUUGGAGAUGAAAAUGAACCCACACAACCUCAGCAUCCUGCAGAUCAUCCUGGAGAUCAUGGCAAUACUGGAGGGGGGUUCAGUGAUUCUGACUUAUUUGAUGGACCGUUGCCUCCUGAAAAGCCACAAGGUGAUGCUUCUGAGUCUGCUCCAGAAGGUGGAAUGCUAGCUGGCAUUAUUAGCUCAGUAGUUGUGGCCGUGGUUGGGGCUGUGUCAAGCUUCAUAGCUUACCAGAAGAAGAAGCUUUGCUUUAAAGCAAGUGAUCAAGAGAAUGUCAAUAUGGAAAGCCAACAAGGAGCACAUAGUGAGCCACCAGUUCAACGCACUCUUCUGCAGAAAUCAUAAUGGAAUUUAAAGAAAAGACCAGCAAAACUGGAUAGAUACACAUGUUCCCUGACAAGUACCACAUCGUGCCAACAGCAAAACACAAAGCUGUCAAAGAGACUAAAUAAUUGUGUUGAAAUGUUUUUGAGAAGCAGCAGAAUGCUUUAAUAAAUCAAAAUACUUGUGUCACCUGUGGCAAACUCUGAAGCAACAGUGUUGCUGAUAAGUGGCUUUAAAACCUUUUUGUUGAAACAGCUGACUUUUGUUAGAAGUCAUCUCUCAUGUAAAGGUGAGGUGAUUUUAAGUUGUCUUUUGAUUUUUCUCUUGCCAUCAUUUGACAGGUCUAGUGAAUACAAUCCUAUAUGGAGUUAUUCCAGUCUGUUUCAAUGAGCUUAGGUUGGACUAACUCACAUUGGAUUGUGCUGUAUAUGUUGCAAGGACUCUUAGUGAUGUAGUGUGUGUCUGCAGGCACCCUGCACAGAAACACAUUGCAUCCCUGGUAGAGUAAGAUCCUCUUGUCAGUAAAGUCUGAUCCACCCAAGUGCUCUCUACAAUGUUGGUGUCCUCAAGUGCAUUGCUUUACUUUUCCCCAUUGGUCAAAAUGCUUGGAAAUGUCAUUUCAAGAUGAAAGAGGAACUUUUUCCUUGUCCCCAGAUGUCCAAAUAAACCCCGUUCAUUGGAAAUCAAUCCAACUUUGCAUGGCCAAAUUCCAGGUUCUGUUUCUUGGUCAUAGUAGAGGCUGAUAGAAUGGGAAUGGGUUUUUAAAUCUAGGUGUUUGAUCUGCAUAAAGUCAGUAAACCACCUUCUGGUUUUAAAGCCAUGGACUUUUGUCUUCCUAUACAAUACAUAGAAAGUGGAGAAGCAGUGGCGUAGUGGUUAAGAGCAGGUGUACUCUGAUCUGGAGGAACCGGGUUUGAUUCCUUCUCUGCCGCCUGAGCUGUGGAGUCUUAUCUGGGGAAUUCAGAUUAGCCUGUACAUUC